AUGGAUACCAUGGGUUCUGAGGAAUCAUCCAAAGUGAUUUCUGAUUUCCUGAGGGGCUGGAAUGAAUCCAUCCACUACUAUCAUAAUUUCGCUAAGGCGGUGGCUGACAAGUGCAGAAGAGCUCUGGAAUCUCGGGGUAUUGAGGCCGAAGUAACGUACCGAGCUAAGAAGGAAAAGAGUCUGGCCAACAAACUCAAUCAGAGGUCUAAGCCCAACCCCUAUAUUUAUAAAGAUAGGGAAGCAAUUCUGCAUGACAUUCAAGACCUCGCUGGCGUUCGGAUUGUUGUGAAAACGUUGACAGAUCAAAUCGCCGUUCAUUCCAUUCUCUAUAGGGAGGUAAAUAUUGAGAAAUACGCCCCAAAACAGGAUACUCCGACGACUGCGACGAGUCUCUUCUCACGAAAACACAAUUGGUACUCUGCAAAUCAUUAUGUCGCUCGUCGGAGGAAGGAAGACUUGGAAUUGCAAUCGUUCGGGGAGUACACACGAGUUGAAAUCCAGGUGCCAUUAGCAUUUCAACAUGCCUUCGCUAAGCUGGAGCAUGAUAUUGUCUACAAAGGGCGUUCAGGUUCGGUCACACUCAAACAACUCCAACUGCUCGAUAAUCUUAGCGGAUUGGUGGGCGUUACCACUGAUCUUGCCGAUCUUGCCAUAAAUGAAAGUGAUCAAAAGGAAGAACUUGAUUGCGGUUCCUUUGAGAAUUUCCAUCAACUAGGCGUUUGCUUGUCCAGGUUGGUUAAACAAUACCACCAUCAAGAAGCAGACAUUGGCCCUUUAGAAGGGUUGCAGCGCCUGUUAAAAUUUCGAGGACUCGACAACCCCAUUAGUCUGGGAGAUAUAUAUGAUCACCUGGAAUCAAGUCCUCUCGACAUGAAGGAAGCCACCAUGAGAUCAUAUGGAAAUUACCCACCCCGUGUGUCGGUUCGUGUGAUGGAUUAUAUCGUCUUUUCCAUUGGGUCCACUCCACAUGAAUCUGAUAUUGACCGGUUCUCGGGCAGGGAGAUAUUAGCUGUCAUUGUCAGCACCUUCAUCUGGUUAAAUGAACUCUUUACCCCCCAUAUCGCGUGGCUAUCUAAGCUGCUUUCCAGGAGCUACAGAUAUGAAGAUGGAGUCAGACAUCAUGAUCUCACAUGGCUCAGCAAGACUAGACUGGAGGAAUUGCGAGAUUCCGAGAUGAUUGGUGUUGAAGAUGAGGAACGACUGCGUAGGAUUGCUCGUUGGUUCAGUCACCAUACAGAACGGCCGGUCAAGCUUGCCUUCAGCAUUUCUAGCUUGGAUUCUUCUUUCUGGCGAGAUCUCGAUAACGAAUGGCAUCUCUAUGUCCAAGCGAUUUCCGUAAUGAGGAUCCUCAAAAUGGAUGCUGUGCUUCGAACGUGA
This is a messenger RNA of Talaromyces atroroseus, 1377 nucleotides long. RefSeq lists its product as hypothetical. Gene Ontology annotation, biological process: guanosine tetraphosphate metabolic process. Bases 1 to 1377 code for a protein of 458 amino acids. The transcript has a single exon. The record is from RefSeq and is a predicted model, not a curated record. Lineage: Eukaryota; Fungi; Ascomycota; Eurotiomycetes; Eurotiales; Trichocomaceae.